This is a messenger RNA of Trichoderma virens Gv29-8, 1309 nucleotides long. RefSeq lists its product as uncharacterized. Lineage: Eukaryota; Fungi; Ascomycota; Sordariomycetes; Hypocreales; Hypocreaceae. The record is from RefSeq and is a predicted model, not a curated record. Gene Ontology annotation, molecular function: 2-oxoglutarate-dependent dioxygenase activity. Bases 33 to 1166 code for a protein of 377 amino acids. Gene Ontology annotation, cellular component: cytoplasm. The transcript has 3 exons.
AAUCCCAAGAAAAAGACAAAAUCCCAUACAAAAUGGCUCCCGCAUUGGUUGAGACUACUACCAGCAACAACGGACCAGUUCCGGCUUCCGUUUAUAAGUUGGACCUUGGACAGUACAAGGAGAUUGACUUGACGUACAUCGACAAGAACGCUGAGGAGGGCAAGGCUGGUGGACCUGCUGCCAAGUACCCUCACUACCUCCCAACAUGGAAUCCAGCACAAAAGUAUCCUCCUCUCCAGCCCUUUGAGCACUACGAGCACGGCAAGGAUGCCGAUACCUCGUAUCCCAAUCUUCUUCCCAGCGGAGUCAAGGUUACGGAGCUCACUCCCUCUAUUGGCUCCGAAGUGAGAGGCAUUCAGCUCUCCUCUCUCAGCGACGCCGGUAAAGAUGAGCUGGCUCAUUACGUCGCCACUCGCAAGGUUGUGGCCUUCCGAGACCAGGACUUUGCUGAUCUGCCCAUUGCCGAUGCUCUCAAGUUCGGCUCAUACUUUGGACGACAUCACAUUCACCCCACAUCGGGCUCGCCCGAAGGUUAUCCCGAGGUUCAUCUCGUCCACCGCGGCGUCAACGACAAGGGCCACUUGGACUACUUCAAGACCAGAACCAGCUCUGUAGCAUGGCACUCCGAUGUCUCAUACGAGCAGCAGCCUCCCGGAACUACUUUCCUCUACAUCCUUGACAAGCCCGAGACUGGAGGCGACACCAUCUUCACCGAUGCCGUUCAGGCAUACAAGCGACUCAGCCCUCUCUUCCAGCAGCGUCUGCAUGGUCUCCAGGCUACCCACUCAGGCAUUGAGCAGGUCAACGCCGCUGCGGCUCGUAACAGCAUCAAGCGACGAGACCCUGUUGUUCACACUCACCCUAUUAUCCGAACUCACCCUGCCACAGGAGAGAAGGCCAUCUAUGUCAACCCUCAGUUCACUCGUGAUAUUGUUGGCCUGAAGAAGGAAGAGUCCGACACCCUUCUCAAGUUCUUGUAUGACCACCUUGCCUUGGGAGCCGAUUUCCAGGCACGUGUCAAGUGGGAGGACAGGACUGUUGUUGUCUGGGACAACAGAGUUACCCAGCACAGUGCUCUUGUGGAUUGGGAGAAUGGCCAGAGGCGACACCUUGCUCGCAUUACCCCCCAGGCAGAGAAGCCAUUCGAAACCCCCUUUGAAGGUUGAGAGAGAGAGGAUGAUGAUUGUAUUUUUGUGAGCAUUUUAGCGACUUAACUUGACGGGCAUCAGAAGUGGCCUUGUACAAAAAUAUUCGAAUAAAGGUGGAUGUCAAAUGAGAGCAUAGGAAUUGAUUGGUUUUCCCCAGCUUA